Molecule: messenger RNA, 435 nt
Organism: Loa loa (African eye worm)
Lineage: Eukaryota; Metazoa; Nematoda; Chromadorea; Rhabditida; Onchocercidae
Exons: 2
Coding region: 1-435 (144 amino acids)
Source: RefSeq, a predicted model, not a curated record
AUGAGAGGCUAUGAUAUCGCUCCAGAAAAUUACGAUGUAAUAAUGGAUGUAUUACUGGAAAAAUAUGGGGAUCCGUUUACCAUAAUCAAGUUGCUUUACAAUGUGCUCCAUUCUAUCAAGAAAAUUACUAUAGAAAGAGUACUUCGGCAACUGGAGGCACUUAGGGUAAGUCUCGAAUACUCCAGUGUAAAAAUAGCACUUGGAAGUAGACUGCCGCGUUGGAUAUUAAAAAGAAAAGUCAAUUAUCUAGGAUUAACAUUGAAAGCGGUCAAAAUCAAAAGGAGUCUAACUCUAAACGAAAACAAAUGGUUUCUCACUUUUGAGACAUCAGUUUUACCGGUUAUUAACCAGCCGGAACUAAAUCGUACCGGACGAACUUCCAAAUCAUCUAAGAAGACCGAGAAUAAGAUUGAAAAAAUCUUGCAUUUUCUGUAA